Molecule: messenger RNA, 2186 nt
Organism: Schizosaccharomyces cryophilus OY26
Lineage: Eukaryota; Fungi; Ascomycota; Schizosaccharomycetes; Schizosaccharomycetales; Schizosaccharomycetaceae
Product: ribosomal-ubiquitin fusion protein Ubi1
Exons: 1
Coding region: 1580-1966 (128 amino acids)
Biological process (GO): modification-dependent protein catabolic process; protein ubiquitination; translation
Cellular component (GO): ribosome; nucleus; cytoplasm
Molecular function (GO): protein tag activity; ubiquitin protein ligase binding; structural constituent of ribosome
Source: RefSeq, a predicted model, not a curated record
AAAGAACUUUUUUUUUGUAUUUACGUUUGUUUCCUCUGCUACAUUCACACAAUGAAUUGCGGGCUUUCUACACGGUUAGUUGUGAUCACUCGCUCAUUCUCUUGGUAGUUUCAAAAUAGCUGUUUUUUUUUUUAAUAAAAUCAUUUAAGAUUCUUUAAAGCCUAAAGUCUUCAUGAGUAUCUGUGGAUUUAAUUUUAGAAUGCUGCUGAUCAUACUCGAUAUACGGUGACCAUUAUGAAGCUAUCAUCCUUUUAAUAGCUGCAUAACAGAUAUUUUUCAAUAGGGAAUUUAAGAAAGUCACUGCCCGAUUUCGACGAAGAUGUCAGGGCGAGCGUCUCAAAGUGUGUGUGUUAAAUUGAUUUUUUUGAAGCUUUUUUUUUUUUUAAAAAAAAGGUUGGAUUGGCAGGAAGACGAAUGUUGUUUUUCGAAAGGGAUCAUGCUUGAGAUGUUACACUAACUUGAACCUGUUUCUGAUCUUUUGACCAUUCUAUACUUAGGCCAUAUGCAAGUGAUCACCGAUUAACUAAGAAAAAGAGUAGUAUGAUUGCGACUCUUUCUCUUCCAAUUGAAAAUACUGAAUGGUCAUAAAGAAGAAAAUACUAUUUUGCAUCAAUACUACUUCCCAUUAAGAGAUUUAUGCUCUCUUACCAACGUUUUGAGGAACUAGAUAUAUACGAUGGAAAUUGUUUGUUUCAAAUCAUUUAUGGGUAAAACAUUCUUGACUUACUAAUUCCUUAGACAUCCGAGAGAUGGCUUGAAGGAUUCGUAGGAUGAUGAAGGCUGUUAGAAUACUCUUUAUAUGGGGAAAGGUAUGAAGCAAUUGAGUAUGACUAUAUUGAAUUGAUAUGGAAAAGGAAUAUGAAUCAAUUGUCGUGAAAACCAAAACAAGUCAAAUUGUGAAUCGAUUGAAAUAUAUAUCUUUCAACGCUUAUUUAAAGAGCUUUUGAUUUUCGGUUAACUAGUUUCGUUUGAGAAUGUCAAUUGGCCGGCCUUUCAUAUCAAAAUCACUCUUGACCAAAAACUGCUGAGCUUAUGGUACCUCUUAUGCAAACUUUUAUGCUCGUCGUUGAUAUCUAAAGAUUUUAAUAGAAUGGUUCUACCGCUUUCGUUCAUCUCAGACUUUGUUUACUCACAAUAUCGUAAAUCGGUCUCGAAAAUGAUCACCAAAUGAUUUUUUGAAAUUCCUUCUCUUACUUUACAAAAGAAAAAGCACAAAAUUAAAUUCUUUCUAGCUUUAUAACUACAUUUUCACAAUUCUUUACUCGUCUUUCUCAAUGAAAACUCGAAAAUGUCUCCGAGUAGGUCACCCAUGAAACUGGAAAAGUUGAAGCAGGUUUUCCGACUUACAUACAAUUCAUUAGAAAUUUAAAUAAUGAUUCAAUAUAAAAAAAUUCGGAUUCCCAUGCCUUAUGAAAACGACAAUUUCCAUCAUUUAACGAGAGUUUGAAUGUCACUGUAAUUCGUUAUUUCAGUUUACCAAAUGAAGUAUCAGGUUUCAAGGGUUCUGGUCGUGACUGCUUUUUUGGGCCCAAAACUAGAGGAAUAAUUCGACAACAGAGAUCCUUUGUCCACCACCAACAUGCAGAUUUUCGUCAAGACUUUGACUGGUAAGACUAUCACCCUUGAGGUGGAGUCUUCUGACACUAUUGACAACGUCAAGAGCAAAAUCCAGGACAAGGAAGGUAUCCCUCCUGACCAACAACGUUUGAUUUUCGCUGGUAAGCAAUUGGAGGAUGGCCGUACCCUUUCCGAUUACAACAUUCAAAAGGAAUCUACCCUUCAUUUGGUUCUCCGUCUUCGUGGUGGUAUCAUUGAGCCCUCUUUGAAGGCUUUGGCCAGCAAGCACAACUGCGAAAAGCAGAUCUGCCGUAAGUGCUAUGCUCGCCUUCCUCCUCGUGCCACCAACUGCCGUAAGAAAAAGUGUGGUCACACCAACCAACUCCGCCCUAAGAAGAAGCUUAAGUAAAUGCAUACAUUUGGGGUUUGUGUUCUUGCCUUCGUCUUGUCUUGUCAUUUGAAUAGCAAGUCAAAAAAUAUAUUUAAAUGGCACGGUUGUGAAAGCAUAUUCAAAAUCCAUGGUAGUGUACCAGCUCUAAAUAUAUUAGCUUAUUGAGUGGACGUAUUGACAAAAUUGUUCCUUCCGGUAUUAUUAGUAUAUAGUAAGGGAGUAAUGAUAAUUGAUUUGU